UUCAAAAUGGCUGCGCCCGAAGAACACACGUUUCCACGUGAAGACGAAGUUGAGGAGAUGGAGUCAGGUGGCAGUGAUGAAGAUGAUAUGGAGGAAGAAAGCCGAGAUGGAGAUGGAGAUGGAGAUGGAGAUGGGGACAGUAAAGUUUACGUACCUGGUCUUCAGCCUCUUCAGCCAGGAGAGGAGCUGGAAAUGGAUCAGUCUGCAUACCGCCUGUAUCAUCAGUGCCAAACAGGUGCUCCUUGUCUGAGUUUUGAUGUGUUGCGUGAUGCUGAGGGAGAGGGCAGAGAGACAUUUCCCCUGUCCAUGCUCCUGUGUUCGGGUACCCAAGCAGAUACAGCUCUCAGCAAUAGACUCAUUGUCAUGCGUAUGCACAACCUCUAUGGCACUAAGAAAAAGAACAAGGAGGAAGAGGAGGAGGAAGAGGAGGAGGAGAGCAGUGAUGGAGAGAGUGACGAGGAUGGUGAGGAUGAAGAGAAGAAGCCACAGCUAGAGUUGGCCAUGAUGCCCCACUAUGGUGGAAUAAACAGAGUCAGAGUGACCCAGCGGGGCGAGCAGGCAUUGGCUGCAGUCUGGUCAGAGAAAGGUCAGGUGGAGAUUUUUGACCUUCGGCGCCAGUUGGAUGCAGUUCACAGUUCUGCUGUCAUGGCAGCGUUUGUAAAGCAGCGCAAAGAGGCCACGCCCCUGUUUAGUUUUGCAGGUCACAUGUCAGAAGGCUUUGCCAUUGACUGGUCUUCAAAAGUACCAGGGCGUCUUGUAAGUGGAGACUGCAAGAAGAACAUUCACGUCUGGGAGCCACGAGAGGGUGGAACUUCUUGGCAGGUUGACCAGCGGCCUUUUAGCUCUCACAGCAAGUCUGUGGAGGACCUCCAGUGGUCACCUACUGAAGCAACAGUUUUUGCCUCUUGUUCAGUGGAUCAGUCUGUUCGCAUUUGGGAUAUCAGGGCUCCUCCAAACUCUAUGCUUUCAGCCAAUGAGGCUCACUCAACAGAUGUCAAUGUCAUCAGCUGGAAUCGGACCGAACCAUUUUUGCUGUCUGGAGGGGAUGAUGGCCUUCUGAAGGUGUGGGAUUUGAGGCAGUUCCAGUCUGGACGUGCCGUGGCCAGUUUCAAACAGCACAGUGCACCUGUGACGUCAGUAGAGUGGAACCCAGUCGACUCCAGCGUGUUCGCUGCCUCAGGAGCAGAUGACGUCAUUAGCCAGUGGGAUUUGUCAGUGGAGUCAUGUGAUGUGGGUGAGAGGGCUGGCAGCUUAAAGGACCUCCCACCACAGCUGCUCUUCCUGCACCAGGGCCAAUCAGAAGUUAAGGAACUCCAUUGGCACCCACAGAUCCCUGGAACCCUUAUCUCCACAGCUCUGUCAGGAUUCAAUGUAUUCAGAACUAUCUCUGUGUAAAAGAAUUUUUACUUUUUACAAUGGUAGAAAUACACUUGAUAUUGCACUUUAUGCAUCAUUAUCAUGACAGCCAUUGACUCAUCAGGGUUCUUGUUCCACUAAUCAUUAUGCUUGUGACUGGGUGUUACUCUUUAGCACUCAUUAAUGGCAACACAUGGGUGAUUGCUAACUGAAAUCUGUGCUGUGGCAUGUGUUGAAUAUCCGUACAUAAUCUGGCACAGAGAUUAUCAAAGUUUGGUAGCUGCUUGAGGCCUUAAUUUGAGGUUAACUCCACCAAGAGUGUGCAUAAGCAUAUAUCAGCCAAUGGGGAAAAAAGUGCUAAACUAAUUUUCAUUUCUGAAUAGUUUUUACUUUACAGUAUAUGUGGUCAUAUUUCUUGUUAAUAUUUCCAAAACCUAAUAUUGAGUAUUCAUUUCAAUCUCUUUGAAUGCUUAGGUUUUAACUGUCUUGCAUCACAUCUGUUUUGACACCAAAUAUGUGAAUAACUAGUAAUAACUGAAGUAAAAUAUGUAUUGCUUUUGUCAA
Messenger RNA from Electrophorus electricus (electric eel), 1920 nucleotides. It is a transcript of the gene grwd1, whose product is annotated as glutamate-rich WD repeat containing 1. Gene Ontology annotation, cellular component: nucleolus. Lineage: Eukaryota; Metazoa; Chordata; Actinopteri; Gymnotiformes; Gymnotidae. Gene Ontology annotation, biological process: ribosome biogenesis. Gene Ontology annotation, molecular function: protein binding. The record is from RefSeq and is a predicted model, not a curated record.